AUGAACAGGCACGCCAAACGGGCACAGCGGGGGAAACUACGCGAGCAACAGGUGUCAGUACAGGCUGACGGUCGCUUUGGGGGAGACGCUCAUGGCUCGGCCGGUGUGCCUGUUUGGGGGGCAGAAUGCGUGCCGGCAGCGAGUAAUCGACCACAGCGGGAAGGCGUGAGGCCCUCAGAACCGGAGAAGUGUAUGGCGAAGGAGAAGCGGGAAGGUCCCUUGUAUGAGAUCAGCAGGUUCCGCAAGAGGAUGCGGUCGAAGAAGGAUGACGAACAAGAAGGAGGCAGCGACAGUGAUCUUCCUCCUCUCAUUAAUGGUUACGACACUGAUGAAGAGGACGAAGACAGGGACAGCAGCGAUCGAGCCCCAUCCGACUCUGCUAUAGGUUGCAACCCAGGGCUCCUCGACCCUUCGCGCCGAGGGCCGCGCGUCAUGGGGUCCCCGCGCGAAGCGUCCCCAAUGGUGCCCGGCGGAAACGGCCCUAGUGGAGCUGCGGAACCGAUCACAAGUCAAGUACCAGAUCAACGAGAAUAUGGACUGCUUGCACAAGAGAGCUGCGUGGCACCACCAUCAGGGAGACGUGUCGCCAUCUCCACCGCUAGGGCUGCCGCCCCUUCGUCACUCACGGCGGAUUCGACGUACUCGUUCUUUGCAGCAGCCGCAGCCACCAGUUGCGAGAGGCGGUCAGCAGCGUCCAAGAGGUUGAAACCCGUCUUGAAGCUGAACUCGCAAGUCUCGACGUCGAUCCCAUGA
Molecule: messenger RNA, 753 nt
Organism: Klebsormidium nitens
Lineage: Eukaryota; Viridiplantae; Streptophyta; Klebsormidiophyceae; Klebsormidiales; Klebsormidiaceae
Source: the annotation of a GenBank genome assembly